Megalobrama amblycephala (Wuchang bream) is the source of this 1676-nucleotide messenger RNA. RefSeq lists its product as uncharacterized. The coding region runs from base 119 to 964 and encodes 281 amino acids. NCBI's taxonomy places the organism in Eukaryota, Metazoa, Chordata, Actinopteri, Cypriniformes, Xenocyprididae. The transcript is spliced from 10 exons. The record is from RefSeq and is a predicted model, not a curated record.
CUUUGUUGUUUUUCUAGUUCAUUAUUAGUCGGCUUUAAGUUUGUUUGUAGUUUGUCUUCAGUUCGGCGAGUUGUUGGCUGGCAGUUCUUAAAAAAAAAAAAAGAAAAAAAAAAGAAAAAUGUACCUAAUAGUGGAGUUUGAGGGAGAAGGGACGACUGGACCAGUUGCCAAGUCCUGGUAUGCUGACGGAUACUCUUGGUGGCCACCAUAUAAAGACAUUGACAGGCUGUUAAAGAGUGUUAAAAUCAUGGAGACACCACAGCCAGAGAAGGGGUGGACCCGGCAUAAAACAAGAAUCCUGCACGAGUCAGCAUCUUUUCACAAUGUAGCCAACAACUGGAAGAAGGCCAGUUAUACAUCCGACAUAAAUUCAGAACCUGAAAUUGCUGGAAAAAGGAUUCCAAAAAAGAAACUGUGCUCCAACCACAUCUACUCAUCGGAUGAUGAGGCACCAGAACAACCACCUCUUAAAAAAAGAAAAAGUGCAGACAAAGAAAGUCUUCCACCAGCACCAAAGCCUCCUUCAAUUCCAAAACGCACAAAGAAAAAAGGUCCUGUUGUGCAACCUCAGGUUUUGCAGAGCAGAGCUGUAAACUCUUUAAGCAACUCAUUUGUCAAUCAGCAACAAUGUGAUAUGGAAGACCAACAGCAGACCUGGUGUGAGAGUCUCCCCAGCUUUCAAGCUCCAGUGCGUGUUUCUCAGCCAGACCAUCACGGAGACGGUUGGAGUGUUGAUCCACCUAACACACAAGAGCACACCUUUUCUGUCAUGAGACCCUCAGGGGACCACCUUGGACGAACGCAGACGACUGUGGGCAUCUCUCAGGCAGACCAUCACGGAGCCGGCUGGAGUGUUCAUCCACCUAACACACAAGAGCACACCUUUUCUGUCCUGAGACCCUCAGGUGAGCACCAAGGAAGAACACAGAGUAAGUUAUAUUUGAUCACUAUUACAGAGUUGUAAAAAAACAAUAAGCUUCAAGAAGCUGUGGUUUUCGGUGAAUUUAUAACAGCUAAGGAGAUGCACACCAGUAAUGUUUUUUUUCUAGUGUACGUUUAUAAAAGCUACAUAAAUAUCCUAAUUGAACUAGGAUAUAAGUUUUAAGAUAUAUAACUAAGGCCUAAUCCUGGCUUAGCCUAAGCCCUGAUUGUGAAACCGGGCCUAUAUCACAUCGAAUCAUAUCGCCGAUACAUAUCAUCGCGUUUUAUAUCGCAAUCGUAAUAUAACGAUGUAUCGUUACACCCCUAUUUUUAACUGUUAAUGUGUUUGAUUGUGUUAACUUUGAUUUUCCUUACACACACAGCAAGAUUUGCAGUCUAAACACUUUUUUCCAGCCCGUUUUGAUUGAGAACAUAUAAACUGUCCUGAUUAUCAGCAGUUUCUAAACAAUCAGAUGAUAGUAUAUGAAAUAAUGAAAUAAUUGCUUGUAUUGGCUGAUACAUCGGUGCAUCUCUAGUUGUAAUUCAUGUAAUUCUUUGGUUUUAUACUAGUGGUGCGCACAGAUUAAUUUUUUUCUCACAUAUUCUGAAUGUCUUCGGCAGAUUUCAAAUGAGCCAUUUUAAUCUAGAUUAAUUCCAAAAUUAAUCUAGAUUAAAAUGGCUCAUUUGAAUUCUGCCGAAGACAUUCAGAAUAUGCGAGAUACCCAAAUUGUCCCUGCGUCCCAAUGUCCGUACUA